GCAGGGAGGAGGCUGCACGAGAGAGGCCCGGAGGAGAGCUCCAGCGGGGAGGCUGAGGGACCGGCUGGCAGGUGGCGACGGCGGAGAGCGGCGCCUCAUAGCAAGCGGCGCCGCCUCACACGGACGUCGCCGCGGCCUACUGAGGGGAGCGUGCGUGCCGGCUUAUACUCGCCGACGAGGGUCGCCUCCGCCCGGGGGGUUUCCUCCUCCUCCUGCAGGCCGGCUCGGCUCCUGCCCGGGCCUGAGGGAGGCGUGGCGAAGCAAGCGCUGAAGAGCUUUAUUUCAAGAACCUGUCGAAACAGAAACAAAAGCGAGUAAUGGAGAAGCAUGGGAACAACCGGAAGCUCCGGGUUUGUGUUGCUACUUGCAAUCGGGCUGAUUACUCCAAGUUGGCCCCGAUCAUGUUUGGCAUUAAAGCGGAACCGCAGUUCUUUGAGCUGGAUGUUGUGGUUCUGGGAUCUCACCUAAUAGAUGACUACGGUAACACUUACCGUAUGAUUGAGCAAGACGAUUUUGACAUCCACACCAGACUGCACACAAUAGUGCGAGGAGAAGAUGAGGCAGCCAUGGUGGAGUCUGUGGGUCUGGCCUUAGUCAAGCUCCCGGAUGUACUCAACCGCCUGAAACCCGACAUCAUGAUCGUCCACGGUGACAGAUUUGAUGCUCUGGCACUGGCGACAUCUGCAGCCCUAAUGAACAUUCGGAUUCUUCACAUUGAAGGUGGAGAAGUUAGUGGGACCAUUGAUGACUCCAUUAGGCACGCGAUAACCAAGUUAGCUCAUUACCAUGUGUGUUGCACGAGAAGUGCCGAGCAGCACUUGAUAUCCAUGUGUGAAGAUCAUGACCGUAUCCUCCUGGCAGGCUGUCCUUCGUACGAUAAGCUGCUGUCUGCCAAAAAUAAGGACUACAUGAGCGUUAUCCGCAUGUGGAUAGGUGAGGAUGUGAAACCAAAAGAUUACAUAGUUGCUUUACAGCAUCCUGUGACCACAGACAUUAAACAUUCCAUAAAGAUGUUUGAACUGACAUUAGAUGCCCUUAUCUCCUUCAACAAGAAGACCUUGGUUUUAUUCCCAAAUAUUGAUGCUGGGAGCAAAGAAAUGGUUCGUGUAAUGAGGAAGAAGGGUGUUGAGCAUCACCCAAAUUUUCGAGCAGUAAAGCAUGUUCCAUUUGACCAGUUCAUUCAGCUUGUGGCUCAUGCUGGUUGUGUGAUUGGAAACAGCAGUUGUGGUGUGCGAGAAGUUGGGGCGUUUGGAACCCCUGUCAUCAAUCUGGGAACACGCCAGAUAGGGAGAGAAACAGGGGAAAAUGUCCUUCAUGUUCGUAAUGCUGACACCCAAGACAAAAUACUGCAAGCCUUGCAUCUCCAGUUUGGCAAACAAUAUCCUUGUUCAAAGAUAUAUGGAGAUGGAAAUGCUGUUCCAAGAAUCCUAAAGUUCCUCAAGUCUAUUGACCUUGGAGAACCCCUACAGAAGAAAUUCUGCUUCCCUCCUGUCAAGGAAAACAUCUCCCAAGAUAUUGACCAUAUCUUGGAAACCCAGAGUGCGUUGGCAGUGGAUCUGGGUGGAACAAACCUCCGGGUAGCAAUAGUCAGCAUGAAGGGUGAAAUAGUUAAGAAAUAUAGCCAACUGAACCCCAAAACCUAUGAGGACAGAAUAAAAUUGAUCCUUAAGAUGUGUGUAGAGGCUGCCUCAGAAGCAGUAAAUCUGAAUUGCAGAAUUCUGGGUGUGGGCAUUUCUACAGGUGGCCGAGUCAAUCCCCGAGAAGGUGUUGUUCUUCAUUCCACAAAACUUAUUCAGGAAUGGAGCGCUGUUGAUCUGCGAACUCCGAUAUCGGACACCCUGCACCUGCCAGUAUGGGUGGACAAUGAUGGCAACUGUGCUGCUUUGGCAGAGAGAAAAUUUGGACAUGGAAAAGGAGUGGAAAACUUUGUAACACUCAUCACUGGGACAGGUAUCGGUGGAGGAAUCAUUCACCAAAAUGAAUUGAUCCACGGAAGUUCUUUUUGUGCUGCUGAACUUGGGCAUAUCAUGGUAGCUUUGGAUGGUCCUGAAUGUCUUUGUGGGAGCCAUGGCUGUAUAGAGGCAUAUGCUUCCGGAAUAGCCUUGCAGAGAGAAGCUAAAAAAUUGCAUGAUGAGGAUUCAUUGUUCGUGGAAGGGAUGUCUGUAAAGAAGGAAGAGACAGUAACUGCUGCACAUCUCAUUCAGGCAGCUAAACUGGGAAAUCCGAAAGCCGACCACAUCAUUAGAACAGCGGGAACUGCUCUGGGCCUUGGAGUUGUGAACAUUCUGCACACCAUUAAUCCCUCGCUUGUGAUCCUUUCUGGAGUCUUGGCAAGUCACUACGUCGGUGUGGUCAAAGAUAUGAUCCAUCAGCGGGCCUUGUUCUCUGUGCAGACAGUGGACGUGGUUGUCUCAGACCUGGUGGAUCCUGCCUUGCUUGGGGCUGCUAGCAUGGUCCUAGAUUAUACUACACGCAGGAUAUAUUAGGCAAGAUGGGAGAUUUAACGCAGCUUUGUUGGCACUUCGGGAAGAGCAGUUUCCUACAAAACAUGAGCUGUCUUUUUCAUAUUAAAAGGAAAUGGAUUUUUAGGCAAGGUAGCAAAUACUUCAAUGCCUUAACACUUUUAUCUGAUUUUUAAAAAUGAACUAUUCCCUUCUCAUGUUCAUCUCUGCACCUCAUGACCUGAGGUGUGAAUAAAUGCUUCAGAGGUAAUUCAGUAUGCCUUUUAUGGAUUAAGUGUGCCAUACUAAGCAAUUCCUGGUGGAUGCUGGGAUUCUACACCUUUAAAACUAAAGAUGAUCCACACGAACUUGCUUUCUUUUAUAUAUGGGUUUUCCAGUCAUUGCAACAGGAGGAAAUUAUCUAAACAAGUAAUGAACCCUCUCUUGUAAAUGUGUGCAACAAUUCCUUCCUCUAUGGAGACCAAAACAGGAAGCUGUAAUCAAGCGGAGGUUAGUAUUAGACUAUAUUAACACAGAGAUUAUCCAGUUAUUUAUUGCUGAAGUAAAAUAAGAACCCUAAUUUGGAAGAAGAGUCUAGCAACAUGUGGUGCACUUAUGAAGGUCGCUUCCAAGAGCUUAUUAGAACAAGAUGAAGAAGAAGGUGGACUGAAUUGUCAGUCUGCCUCAGUCAUCUGUAUUUUUUUUAAUUAUCUUCUGAUUUGGAGAUAAGGACACGUUCUUACCUAGUUUUUUUCGAGCAAGUCCUCAGUGGGUUUAUUUUUGCUUAUAGAGACUGUUUUAUGUUUCAUUUGUAGUUGUUUUCAUCUUUUUUCAUUGUCUGCAGUGAAAUAGAAGUGGUUGUAUUCAUCUGCAUUGAUCCAGACUGCCAGAGAAGUCUUGGCUUAUAUACAUGUACGUGAAAACUCACACUUAAACUGUCCUUCAGAGGCAGUGCAGGUUUUAGCAGCCGAUACGCAAAACUUGCCAGCAGAGAGAGCCACACAUUCCAUGAAGGCAGGCCUCUCUGCUAGGUCCUCCAGUGUUGGUCUGAGCAGCUGGUACAUGGUUACAUGAACAAAAUUUGAAAAGAAUAAGAUGGGAAGCCAUUAGUGAUAAUCACCUAUGAGGAGACUGGUUAAAAAAAGUGAAGUGUUUCAUCUCAAUGUCCUCAAAGCUGACAUGAUUCCAACUAGCAGUCCUCCCAAAUAUUCAUGAUAAAAAUAUGAUACACACACACACAAUUGUGUGCAGGAAGGAAUAUAUUCUAGACUGUAAAAACAAUUCCAUAUGAUAAUAUAUAUCUUCCUGUUGGAUUUUAUCUGUAAUGUACAAACUUAGAGCAGCCAGUUUUCAUUUUCUUUUUGGAUUUUCUGGGCUAGAGUGCUGCAUGUACACACCAACAGAAAUCUAACAGGUUAAUGCUGUUAUCUUUUCAGAAUGUUUCCAGUUGUCUUCCUCUCAUAAUUUUGUCUGCCACAAUGGGGUUUGGGGGUGGGGGGGGAAGGAACUCUUAAUAGAUCUGUCUUGAAUUGUGUCUGUCUGGGAUAACUUAAUGAGAACUAGGUACCAUGUCUGCCAAUGUUAUUUUUGAGUUUGUGGCUAAAAUUUCUACAUCUUUCUCAUUCCGGUCCAAAUAUCCAUGAGUGGAAAAGAAGGCUUCACCACCCAUUGUUUUGCUUGCAAAGCCCCCUGAUCCAAGGUAUGACUGGAGGUAACAGAGGCUGUGCUGGCCUUCUGUUAGGUUGAAAGGGGAAAGGCUUGAAAGAGCCUGGAUGCUGGGUCUGGGUCCGUAUCUCCACCCCCCACCCCAGGUAUGGCUAACAGGUAUGGCUCUACUUCUGUGGAAAAACUAUUAGCACAUUCGCAGGAGUAAGAGAGAUUUCAUUCCAUCCAACCAUCUUUUUGUGUGAGAUAUUUUUUUCCAUAUCACGUUUACACACUGUUUGGCAAUAUGGUCUUCUUUAUUCUCUUCUUGUCUUUCUGCAUUCUCUGGAAUAAAAGUGUAACUUUAAGCAGAGUCACACACACACACACACACACACCCCUUCUAAGCCCAUUUACUAACGUAGUUCUCUUUAGAAUUGCAGUGUAAACCAGGUUAGAAAAGUAGUCUUCAUAAAUUCUUCAAACAAACAAGCAUUCUCCGCUGUCUUUGCUACUCCCCUUUUAGCAGUACUAGAAGUUUAAAAAGUGUUCCUCAUUUAUGCCCAGAGCUGUGUCAGUCCCUCCCCCUAAACAGCAUCCAAGUGCAGCAACCCAUACUUGGAAGUUCAUUAACUUAACCAGCUUAUUUCUAGGCUUAUUUAUGCUCGUAAGAAUAUAAGGGAUUCCGUUUCUAUGCACUUUUUAGUCCCCACUUCACAAGUACUAUCCUGCUUAUAGAAUGAUCCUCCAUGUAAGCAAUUUUUUCUUUUCUAUUUGUUUUGACAAGCCUCCAGAUUUUCUUCUCUGAUCUCAUUUAAAUUUUUUUCGUAUUCUCCUUACUGCUUUCGAGUUCCGUUUCUCGUUCCCUGGGGGCUUUGUGGAGUUCUGGCUUUUGGAAAUCUUACCACCAUACUGUGUCAAUGAAUGUACUGUGCCAGUGGCUGGGGACUAGAAUAAUUCAAGGCUUAUUUGGGUUUCAUUGCCCAUGUUUUUAAUUCCAGCUCUGUAACUUUUUCCAUUCAGUUUUUCUUCCAGACGCCUGUCUCUUUCCUCCAGCUUUUUAUUUCUUUCCGCCCGUGGCAAAAUUUGUAUCCUUUUCUUUUAAUCGCUCUUCUGAGUUUGUUUGACCUCUGCCCCAUACUUUCCCCCUGCUUAAUUUCUUUCUUCAAAGAACGAACUCAGUUUUUUAAUGUUAAAGUUUAAUUUUUCAACAUCAGUAUGCAGACUGCUAAUUUAGAAUACUGUAGAAAAACAAAACCAACAUUAGCACCCCUUUCCCCCAUCCACCUGGCAUGAAGUAAAAAGAAAUGGAAACCUGGACAGAGAAGAAGGCAGGUACUAGAACGAAGACUGUCAUGACAUACAGAGAAUUCCUAAAAGGAAACGACUCAAAGAAACGUGAUGCUUAUUUCAUAACAUUUGAAAAUAGUUGUAAUGUGAAUGUUGUAAUAGUUUUUUAAAUAAAGGUAUGCUAGUUGAGUCUUAUGAUUUGUACACUGUUUAUCAGCAUCAAAGUUAAGAGUUAAUUGUAAGCUCCACUGAAAUGCUCCGCUAUUUUUCUGGCCAUAACCUUUCUGGUAUCUGAGAAUUUAAUAAAGGGAAACCCGUGUUCAAGGUUCCCAUCUCAAGUCCGUCUGUCAACCUUGUCCAGCAACAUUGUGAGCCAUACUAUUAAAAACAACUUCUGAAUUGAA
This is a messenger RNA of Eublepharis macularius, 5779 nucleotides long. It is a transcript of the gene GNE, whose product is annotated as glucosamine (UDP-N-acetyl)-2-epimerase/N-acetylmannosamine kinase. The record is from RefSeq and is a predicted model, not a curated record. Gene Ontology annotation, biological process: UDP-N-acetylglucosamine metabolic process. Lineage: Eukaryota; Metazoa; Chordata; Lepidosauria; Squamata; Eublepharidae. The transcript has 12 exons. The coding region runs from base 318 to 2486 and encodes 722 amino acids. Gene Ontology annotation, molecular function: N-acylmannosamine kinase activity; UDP-N-acetylglucosamine 2-epimerase activity; hydrolase activity, hydrolyzing O-glycosyl compounds.